CUUCGAUCCACCAUGGGCAAAAUAAUCUUUUGAACCAUGUAACGAUAAUACAGUACUCUACGUCUUAACCUUUCUUUCAAAAACCCUAGCUCUGCUUCUCGAUCGCCCGUCCUCAGAUUUUCGCAUCGCAGACCCAAAGACUCACAUUUUACAUCGGGCUAUAAUUACAGCCGGUGAUGGCCUUCAAACAGCCAAAUACUGGCCUUUUUGUAGGACUGAACAAAGGACAUGUCGUGACCAAGAAGGAAUUGGCUCCUCGUCCCUCGAAUAGGAAAGGCAAAACUAGCAAAAGAAUCCACUUGGUGAGGAACCUGAUCAGGGAGGUUGCUGGGUUUGCGCCAUAUGAGAAGAGGAUUACCGAGCUUCUUAAAGUUGGGAAGGACAAGCGUGCUUUGAAAGUAGCAAAGAGAAAAUUGGGCACUCACAAGAGAGCAAAGAAGAAGAGAGAAGAGAUGUCUAAUGUUCUUCGCAAGAUGAGAUCCGGUGGAGGUGGUGAGAAGAAGAAGUGAAGAAUGGUUUUCCUUGCUGCUGCUAUUCUUUUUAUUGGAAACUUUAGUAGUUAAAAAUGUUUGUUUAGCUUUACCAUGUUUUUUUUGGAGACUAAGUUUAUGAUCAGACUCGUUUUGUUUCAGUAAAGAAAAACUUCGGCAAAUUAUGUCUCGUUGUUUCCUAUAUUGAUUUUGUGAGAUCAGAUUAUCUGUUAUGUAACUUACCUAUCAUAGUGCAGCAAAAUGGUCUUUUAAAACCCUUUUUGCCACUGAAAAUUGAUCGUAU
Messenger RNA from Ilex paraguariensis (yerba mate), 774 nucleotides. The record is from the annotation of a GenBank genome assembly. Lineage: Eukaryota; Viridiplantae; Streptophyta; Magnoliopsida; Aquifoliales; Aquifoliaceae.